Cryptotermes secundus is the source of this 12360-nucleotide messenger RNA. RefSeq lists its product as uncharacterized. The coding region runs from base 318 to 3431 and encodes 1037 amino acids. Lineage: Eukaryota; Metazoa; Arthropoda; Insecta; Blattodea; Kalotermitidae. The transcript has 14 exons. Gene Ontology annotation, molecular function: 3',5'-cyclic-AMP phosphodiesterase activity. The record is from RefSeq and is a predicted model, not a curated record.
UUGAAUGGAGUGUACACAAAUGGUCGCAGAGAGGGGCAUCAUAAUUGCGAAGUAGGCGUGUGCAGUGAUUUGAAAAUGCAAUAAUACGCAGUGUGAGUGAAUGUAGGUUCUGUCAUAUCUCAAUGUUGCUUCAGGUCUAAUUAAACUAGGCCAUGGCAAUCCGUGAUUCAACGGCGACUAGGGGGGGAUGUUGUAGCGGGGGUGUGUGACGUUGAAGGGAAAUCGGAGAGUCUUCAGUCAUCUGUCAGGUUUGUGUGGAGGUUAGCGGUCAGUUGGCGCACCUGUGGAGUGGAAGGUUGCCAGAUCCGUGUGAUGUGAUGCUUCCUUCGCCUCCACAUGUCGUUCCAGUCCCUCCUGCACUUCUCGGUCGUCGUGGUGCCAUUUGUUUCUUGAGGAGACCUGCGCGGAAGAGAAGACAUAUGCAGAGAAGAGGGGGCAUCUCUGUGGACAGGACGGACCAACAUGCCAUGUUCAUUCAGAUGGUUGGGCCCAUUGUGUCUUCUAGCAGAGCUCGCCAUCUCUCUGACUCAGACUGGCUGCUGUUGGAGACGCUGGACACAAGAUGUCAGAGGCCGCUACACACUGGCAGAUUUCUGACGAUGCACAAGCGGCGUCGAAAGAGGUUAACCACACGUUCAUUAACGCAGGAACCAGCCCUUCUGGAUGACAUCCACCAUGGGCAAGUGCAGUGUGUACUGGAUCGCGUGUGGCAGUGGCCGUUCAAUGCCUUCACUUUAGACACUGUAACAGGAGGGCGAUCACUGCCAGUAUUGUGUGUUCAUUUAUUUCACUGGUAUGGACUAAUGGACCAUUUCAAUUUGGAUGUUGUUCGUGUGUGGAAAUUAUUUACGCUUGUAGAGGCAGGCUACCACAGUACAAACCCGUACCACAACUCAGUCCACGCUACAGAUGUGACACAGGCAAUGCACUGCUUUCUGCAAGAAGAGAAGAUAAAAGUGCAUCUAACUCCCCUUGAGAUUAUGUCAUCUUUAAUUGCUGCUGUAACGCAUGACCUGGACCACCCUGGUGUCAACCAACCAUUCCUGAUAGCCACUUCCAACCAUCUAGCAGCAUUGUAUGAGAACACCUCAGUGCUUGAAAAUCAUCACUGGCGCUCUGCCAUUGGGUGUCUAUUGGAAAGCAAUGUUGCUGAGCAGCUGGGAGCAUGCAGGUUCGAGUUGGAGCAGCAGAUCAGCUCUCUCAUCCUUGCUACAGAUAUCACCCGUCAACAGGAGUUCCUUUCACGAUUCAAACGUUACCUGGAUCAGAAUCUGCUGGAUAUGAGUCGUGCUGAGGAUCGCCACUUCAUCCUACAGAUAGCUCUCAAGUGCGCGGACAUCUCUAAUCCUUGUCGCCCGUGGGAUGUGAGUCGUAAGUGGAGUCAUAAAGUGUGUGAGGAGUUUUUCCGUCAAGGAGAUUAUGAGCGUCAACUGAACCUUCCCGUUACAUCUCUAUGUGAUCGACAAACAACAUCAAUACCUAAAAUUCAGGCAGGUUUCUUUCGACUUGUUGUGUCACCGUUGUUUGAAGAGUGGCACAGGUUCCUCAAGACAGACUUAUCCACGCUGAUGAUGAGGCACCUGAAAGGUAAUCAGAGUCGUUGGGAGGCAAUGGUACAACUUGAACUGGCAGAAGAGACGCGGACUGAGAUAUCAGAUGCAGAAUUAUUGGAUGAGGAAGUGUGUGGCAGUUCAGAAGAGGAGGCCAUGACAGGGGCUGAAGAUAUCGCAGCUAGUGCAGAACUGCUUCUACCAGAAUCCCCUUGCUCUAGACGUCCUUCUCUUCCUUGUCGUAAUGAUGAAACGGAUUCCAUGGUACGAGUGGGCAGACGGCAUUCUGUUCCCCUGAGUGUGCCUUCCCCUCCACCGUUUACACGAACUAUAAUCAGACGUGAGAGCUUGCCAAUGGGGGAGCAUCGCACGCAAAGGCGUUACCCAUCGGGGCCAAUUCUGCAUCUAGAAGAGGAAGAAGAAUUGCAGCUUGGACAAAGUUCGCUGUCGCUGCUGUCAGCAUGCAGCAGUGAGCCUCAUCAUUCGUCAGACCGCGCCAGCGAAAAUGACAGUAGGCCUGUAAGUGCAGAGAACUUGCUGCCAGAACCGAGUAUUGCUUCCAUCACUACCAGCAUGGAGGCAAGCCGCCUAUCCUCUGUAUUGCACGGGGGAGGAAAUGGAACUACUGCUCCUGUGGUUCCAUCACGGUUCUUGACUCGCCAGCAGACUUUUCCACCUCUACAGCCAUACGUAAGGAUUCGAUACAUGUCCACAACGGCCGAGAUGUCAGCUUGCUCUGAGGUACUCGCUGAAGGAGCUAGUCACUCAAACUCCUCCUGUUCUUCCACAUCUAACCACACCAGUGCUGCCAACCUGCCUUGUCAAGUUUCGGAACAACCUUCUGAAGGACCCUCAAAUUUAUCGUGCAGCAAGAAUGGGUGUGGAACUCCAAAUGGGAAGCUUCGGACGCUAAGGGACAAUGGCAGAAUGUGUGCAGUGGAGUCACAGUGUGUUAAUGAAAAGCCAGUGACCAUGAGAAGUAAACGGGAACAGACAGACACAGUAUUGGAGAAGGCAGCAAAGAUGGCCAAAAUCUCGGACAGUUGGGCUCCUCAGCAGAGUGAUCACAAGGAGAAUGUGGACCCUCGGCGCAUCGGGAGUGACGCUGAUCUAGAUACAAGUUUCAACAAGACAGGAAGUCUGCGAAGAAGUGCCCCUCAGGGACUGGCACGGCGUCGUGGUUCUGCACCCGUGGGUUUGCUCAACCGUUCAGAUGAUUAUGUUGCACCAGUUGCUCUUACACUCAGGGGUGGCGGAGAUAGAUUCCUGCGUCGUGGCUCUGUGCCCACCGAUGUGACAAGACAAAGUGUUCUGAGACCACUCGGCUCAAAAGAGAAUACAGUCUGCCUGCACCCCCGCAUGCCACGGCGGUCUUCACUUCCGUAUGACACUGCAACCCUGUCCAGCCUGCUUGAUCCCCUCACUGUCCCCACAGGAGAUAAGGUGGAAAGUGAAGACAUUGUCAAGGAUUUGCAGUACAGGAGGCUGGACCCCCUGAGUAACAUCUGCACGAGGCCUCUAGAAGAAACUUUGCCCCAUUCUGUUAGCCAGCAGUACUUUGUGAGUGUGAGGCGAGGUUCUGUCCCAGCAGAUAUCAGCUCUGAACUCAGGCUGAGAAAUGGAAACAGCAACAAAUCAAGGACUCGUAAGAAAGUACUGCGCAGGCGCAGUUCAGGUGGUCCUGAGAUGUUCACUGUUUCUGGACCUGAGCCUUUUGGAGAUGGAAUGACAUGGCAACAAUGGCACCGUGAAUUUAUGCCACGAUGGAUGGCAGAAUCGGUAUUGACUAGACGAAGGGGAUCACUGCCAAUAGAAGUGCUGGCCACUACUCACUCAGUCAGACCAGUCCAGAGGGCCUGCCAUAAUCAGUGGAGACUCUAAUGUUGCCACUUCCCCGUCCAGUCAGCAGGGCCACAGUUCGAGAAGCAAAAUGGUUGGUACCAUCAGGUAUCAAGUUGUAGACGCCAGAAAAUGCAAUAUUUUUCUUAUUGUUUCGUACAAUAUUGUCAUAUGUAAGCAUAUACUAAAUAAUACUGAAAAUAUUCCAUCUUGCAAGAUUUUAUAUUGCUCUACAUAUAUUUGUUAUCAUUGAAGUUUCCAACUUUAUAUAGUUUUUAUUUUUUGAUGUUCCUAAUACAGAAUGGAAAUCUGUGGGACGGUUUGGCUUCGUAGUUGUGUUAUAAUAUAAACAGAGGUUCCAUGAGAAGUUAAAAAUGUUGUCGAACUUUUGUACUGUUUGCAUGAAAUAUGUGGCAGUUUGUGUUGUUACCAAUAUGCUCAUUAAGUUGUUGAAUCUUCCAGAAUGUUAAACAUCUUCCAUGUUAUGAGUCCCGCAGAUGUAAUAAUGCACAUCUUCCAUCAGUGUUGACGGAGAUAGCCUAAGUGGAUUGUAAAAAUAAACAUAUCGAGUUUACGGAAUAAUGACGUGAUACCCAAUUUCUGCCUCUUUCUGAAGACUGAAUACCUGUAGGGUGACCAGGUUUAUAUCCAUCAAUAGUGGACAUUAAUUGAAGUUUAACAUAGCGCUACAGUUCUUGUGCUGUUAUCCCUCAAUUGAGGGACGUUUCUACACAGUAAUGAUGUGUAAUGGGGGACAGUGUGCCAAACACUGCCAUGUUUGAGUUCCAUGAAUUUUAUGUUUAACUGCAGCAUGAUCAGUAAGGAUAUUUUUAUAGUGCAGAUUGGUGAACAUAUAAAAGUUUACAUACUAAUAUCAGGAUACUUUUAUUUUGAGUCAUUUUUUAAACAAACUGUUGAAGUAAACUUAAUUGUAAUUAGUUACAUUGUUAACAUUUACUAAAUUUGAUCAGAAAAACACAGUUUUUAUUAUUCUGGAAGUUUUUGAGGAGGAAUAUUUGGGUGUCCAGCUGGGCAUCAAAUACAGACCAAACAGUGCUGCUAUCUGUUAAAGUCUCCAGGCACAUUGCAGCCAAUCUUAUUUUCUUUAAGUUGUGAGACCACAUUGCAGACUGGUUAGCAAACCUAACUGUUUUCGUCUUCAGAGCAAGUUAACAGUGGUCUGACACUGACAUUCAUAGUUCAGGUAGCAAGGUACAAUUACAGGGAAUAUCACAUCCCAGUCAACCUGCAAACCAGCCCCCCCAAACACAGUAUUAUCACCCAGGAAGUAGCUGGUUUCAGUAUCAGAAUAAUCAUUGCUUUCUCCCAUGAAGCUAGAAUCGAUGUUCUUCACGUCUGGUUGAAUAGUUGGAACCAUGAAAAGUGCUACAGGGUCCGGAUAUUAUAGAAAUUCUGAUGUGACAAGGUUGAGGGCAUGGUGUCUUUCAGCUUUUCAGUGAGGUACCAAAAUGUGACAGCUUUUCUGCAAAUCUGCCCUGUAAAUUCCAUAGUUCCUGUAUUUGUGAAGCUCAAAAAAUUUUAAUGAAAUUCCAUUUUAGACACGUACAUUUUUAGCAUAGCUUUUGCCCUUUACAACACAUGAAGAUAUAGGUGAAGGAUUGCAUAUAUACACAUAUAAAAAGCUAAAUUCAGUAAUUAAGAAGAAUUUUAAAAAUAAGAUGAGGGGAGACAUUUUGUUGUCACUACAUAAUGUACUGUUUUGGAAGUGGGGGGGGGGAUAGAAGAUAGGAGAUAUCAUAACUCGUUAUUAAGAGUAACUUCACAAGACAGAAUACCAAAUGAAACAAUAAAAUGAUUUAUUGUAAAUGGAGAAUGUGACAAAAGAAAUAAAGAAAUAUCGUUUAAACUAGAAACAACAUGAAAAUGGGAUGCAAGAUAACAGACUGCCAAAAUUAGAGUAAAUAUGUGCACCUAAAAGAGAAAGAUGUGGGAAGACAAAUAAAUGGGUAGAGAGAACAGUUUUAAAAUUUCUGAACAUGGAAACAAGGUUAUAGUACUCAGUCCUUGACAUAGAAGAAGUAGAAGGAGACCAUUUUCAUUUGUGAUUAUACUGCUGCCUGUUUUGCUUUUCUUAUUAAGCUAAAAAUAAUCACAGCAAACUAUUAUGUUCAGAAAAUGAUUAUCAACUCUUACAUUUUGUAAUAUCCUGUGAAGUUGUUCUGAGUGUCUUUGCAUGUUGUCAAAAACAGUAUGCAUCAUCUCAGUAUUAUAUGCAGUGUCAUGCAGACAGUUCAGUAAGUCUGUCUAAAUAUGUGCUCUGUGUUGCUAGUUGUUCAAGUGUAAAAGGGGUAACAAGCGGUUCCAAGCAGAACUUGGAAUCUCUGCUUUCCUACAGCAUAGAUUUCUAACCAAUGCAGAGCAGUUACCAUUAUUUUUAUUAUUGUUGUUUUAAUUUAAUUUAAUUUUGUGAAGGCCUUGUGACUUAAGUAUAAAAUCAGUCAAAUGUUAGUUUAAAGAUUUCAUUUUGUAGAAUUAUAGAAUAUGCCGCAGUUUUCUUGCGAUUUCAUCCACAAAGCUUUUUUGCAAUCCAAGUAAUUUAAAUUUAAUUUGUUUCAUUCUGGUCUGUCACACUAACAGGUUUACAAUUAAGUUUAUUUCAGUCCAAUGUGACAAUGUUCCACCACUUUAGCACUUAGUUACCCAACAUGUUUCGAUUCAUAAUGAAUCAUCAUCAGAGGUAUGCCUCUACGAUCAGGAAUCCACUAAUACAUAAAAGUUUUUAAGAGUAGAAACACUUAAAACCUUUUAUGAUGCUCACUAUAUGUAGUUGUUGAUUUUUGUCAUAUAGACAUUGGCGUAUUUUUUUUUGUAAUAAGAAUGUUUUUGAAUUGUAUUACUUAGAAGUGGCGUAGUUGCAAUCACUUCCCUAAUGGAUAAUUAAAAAGUUCCACUGUAUUUUGUAUAAAAAAUUCAAUUUGUUUCACCACAGUGUGAUUUGUGUGCGUGCUGUGCACAAGCAGCACAGCACGCACACAAACCACACCGUUAAUAACAAGAACACACCACCAAGGGAUAGAUGACAAUUCCUCUAUUAAGGAAGAUAUAACCAACCCACACUGGUUCACGAAUAAAAUUCUUAUCUUAAAAUAAGUUUAUGCACACACACAUAAAAUUAUUUUAACGUAAGGAAGGCUGCUGUGGUGAAACAUAUUGAAUUUUUUAUACAAAAUACAGCGGAACAUUUUUAAUUAUCCAUUAGGGAAGUGAUUGCAACUACGCCACUUCUAAGUAAUACAAUUCAAAAACAUUCUUAUUACAAAAAAAAAAUACGUCAAUGUCUAUAUGACAAAAAUCAACAACUACAUGUAGUGAGCAUCAUAAAAGGUUUUAAGUGUUUCUACUCUUAAAAAUUCUUACCUAUUAGUGGAUUCCUGAUUAUAGAGGCAUACCUCUGAUGAUGAUUUAUUAUGAAUGGAAACAUGUUGGGUAACUAAGUGCUAAAGUGGUGGAAGCAUUAAAUGUCACAUUGGACUGAAAUAAACUUAAUUGUAAACCAAGUAAUUUAAUUUGAAGAUUGUAUCUUUUGGAAUAUGAUGCCAUGUUUGGUGGAUAGGUACCAUCAUUUUGGAGGAUCAUGCUGUCUCCAUCUUUGUUGUGGCAGAGGGAGGAGGUUCAUUUGCAUUGUUGAUGCCUGUACACCAACUCCAUGGCAUCAUUGCCCAGAAGUCUAUAAUCUUAAUACUCACUGCUGUGGGAACCUCAGACUCAUAAUUUGGGAAGAAGAGAAUAAAUAGUUAAAACACAUAAUAUUUUUGGAUAUCUGGUCAUCCUACAUACUUGUGAAGUUUGUGUAAUCAAAAUCUUGUUGUGUAUGUAUAGCAAUAGAUCCUAGUUAACCAGUAAAACAGAAGAAGUGUCAUUGAAACAAACCGUCAUCAACAUCUGAGUGUCAGUAAGAAGUUUGUUAUGUAAUAAAUACCGUGAUGUUUAUUUCUGGAUAUAUGUUUGUGUCACACACUUAUGUAUUGAGACAUAGGUGUAAAAAGAAAUUCUCAUGUUGCAGAUUUAACGAAUACAAUUUGAGAGCUUAAUUUAUGUAAAGGCUGUAAAAUGUGAUGGCAUAAUUUGCCAGACAUUAAGAGUGUUAAAUAUUCAGGGAAAAAUAUUGCAUGAAACCGCACUUUACUUUAACCUUUUACAUACUAAUUUUUUUAUCUAUAUCUAUGAGUAAACUUCAGUUUCUGGUUGUGUAUGUCCUUCUUAAGGAGCAGUUUCUGCAAAAUGAACAUCCUCAUAAAGGAGCUGUAUAGAAAUGGCACUGAAUGUUAGGCAUAUAUGAAUUUCCUGUGUUCACAGAAUACAUUUUUCAUCCCAAGGAAUAUCAUCAUUAACUGUUCAUGAUUAUUAGAAUUUCAUUUUUCUGCCCUAUGUCCUGAAAAUUUGAUUCCACCACAGAGAAUCUCAUGUUCAAAAUUUCAUCACAGCAGAGUGAAUCUAAAGUCAAAAUUCCACCCCAGUACACAGUAAAUGUAAUCUUCAAAAUUCUUUCACAACAGAAUGAUCUAACAUUCAAAAUUCCAUCUCAAUACACAGUGGAUGUAAUAUUCAAAAUUCUAUCACAGCAGAGUGAAGCUAAUGUUAAAUAAUUCCAUCCCAGUACACAGUAAAUCUAAUGUUCAAAAUUUUAUCACAGCAGAGUGCAUCUAACAUUGAAAAUUCAAUCUGAGUACAGGGUGAACCUAAUGUUUAAAAUUCUUUCACAGCAAAGUGAAUCUAAUGUUAAAAUAUUCUGCCCCAGUACACAGUGAAUCUAAUUUUCAAAAUUCUAUCACAGCAAAGUGAAACUAAUGUUCAGAAAUUCCAUCGCAGUACACGAUGAAUCUAAUGUUGAAGGUUCUAUCACAGCAGAGCAAAUCUAAUAUUCAAAUUCUAUCUGAGCAGAUUGAAUGCAAUGUUCAGAAUUUUAUCCAAGCAGAAUGAAUCUAAUGUUAAAAAUUCUAUCCCUUCAGGGUGUUAUCACAUGACCAAAAUGUCUGAAUUACUGACUCAUGUGCCUGGUCCUGCUGGGUGUAGUGUCACAAGCCAAGUCAGACAGUUUUCAUAAGAAUUACAAGAAAUGUGUUUGUGUUGAAACCUAGCAGGACAGACUAAUAUUCAGUGUGAACCUCCCAGACUACUGCUCAUCCUGACUGAGGUUUCCUCUAGUUUUAUUCUGUAGCCCAGAACCAUCCCUUUCCUUACUCUUCUUUCAGUUUCAUCCCCAUCUUAUGUUGUAACUGAAUAACACAAGAAAUAUAACAAUUUGUAGCCAGGAAAUGGGAAAACUUUAAAAUUAAAUAUUCUGCUUGGCAGUGCCAUCCCUUAAUAUCUGUAUGAAAUACAAUCAAUAGAAAACCAGCAUCUAAUCAUCACCCAGAUGGAAUCAUGAUAGGCCUAGAAGAAUCUGCAUUGCUAGCUCAUUCAGUUUGUUAACAAGGAAAGAGUUAACCUUGAAAUAAUAACAGUAAACUGUAUAUUGUUAAAUGGCACUUGCUUGUUGAAAGGUGUUACAAAAGGAAUGCUAAAUGUAUACACACAGAAAUGUUAAUUAAAGUAAUAAUUUCACUUUUUCUGUAUUCAUUAAAUGUAUUUAACUUCAAAUGUUAUUAUUCGUUUGGUGAUUGUGCUUAUAGUUCAUAAAAAGACAAAAUGCAGGAUUUUUAAUGCUUGGAAUAAUGGUAAGUGAAGAUUUCUCUCAAAGUUUCUUUUCUUUUAAGAUCUAGAGUGUGUUUUUUACCAUUUUGUUAUUAGUAAAAUUUACAUUGUCUAGCAAUCGAUUAUAGAUUUCAUGCUCAGGAUCAGAAACAUAAGCUGCAAGAAGAGUUGCAGUGGGGUUUUCAACCACUGAUUGGAUGCACACACAUAUAUAGGAAAAAUGUUAUCCAGUCACUGGCCAUAUGAAACUGUUGUGUGCAUUUUUAUAUAUAGCAUGACCUUUCAAGGAAAUAUGGAGUUGUAAUGGUAAUUUGUGCAAUUUUAAAAAUACUUUUAUUCCUAAAUAUCUCAAAAUUGUAAAUAAUAAAUAAAUUAUACUUAUGUCAAAAUAAAUAUGAUAUUUUUUAUUGCUUUGUGCAUGGUGUAUGCCGAUUUAAAAAUGUUUACUAACAAUUUUCUAUUGCAGAUGAUUAAUACUGCUUCUUUUUUUAUCCUGUCUGUCUUGUACCUUGCAAAAUCUCAUUAAAAAGCUGUUAUACGUAAAUAAGAUAACAACACAAUCUAGUGUGUGUCUAAGCAUUCAGUACUAAUUCUUGUCAUUUCACAUCCAUAACAGUGAACUGCAACAUCAGUCAAUUUUACUGUACUUUAACCCCUUCACUGUCAACCUAGACUCAUGUCUCAUAGAGAACUUAUUUUGUUGUAUACUGUCAUACCACUUACUCUAUUGCAUUGCUCCCUCUCUCUUUCUGCUAUCUCUUUGCAAUUAUAUGUGAUGAACCGGCAAUAGACAGUGACUUAAGAACUCAUGACAUGUGCAGACACACAUUUCAGUGUUUGAAACUGAACUCUUCUGAAAAUUGCUGCUGUAAUGGUGUAAGGUUCAUUGUGAGCCAGCUUACAUAGCAUGCAGUUCAGUGCAGUCAGUCACAGCAGUGCUGUCCGAAAAAAUUUAUCUGCACUGUGUUCUUUUCAGCUACAGUUUCUUUUUCUAUUAUUUUUGUUUGAUAUUCUCUUAGAAUAUUAGGGCACAAAUGAAUUCACUCUUUUUCAAAAUAUGUUGUAUGACUGUUAUCCCAUAGGAUCUCAUGUAACAAUGUUUGCAGAGAAGGGAGUAAAAUAACAGAUGCAAGGACUUUGCAGCCCCUUCCCUCUUUUCUAUGGAUACUCUGAUCACCAGCUCUUCUCCCUCCUUCUGGUAAGGCAAAGCCUGGUGCAGACAUUUGUCAGUUCUUGGUCAUGAUGUAGAGAUGGUGAUCUCCUGGCUUAUGACAUUGAAAGGGUUAAAACAGGUUCUUAUAAUUGAAUUGAAUUACUGAUUGAAACUGUUUUGUGUAAAAUAAUGUAAAACAAUUUAACUUUAUACUUAUAUCCUGACAGAGGCCAGUGAUGGUUAUGUAGCCUCCAAAAGUGAUGAAGUCUGUAGGUGACAAAUAGAAUAGUUACAUGUUCUUCUUAGUCGAUAGUUCUGUUCCUGUCCGCAUAACUCUUUGUCUUGGUUCAUAUGCAGCACAGUUGUACAUUCUUUGUCUAAUUUAUUUAUUUUAUCUUCCAGCUUGUGCUGUCACAUAAAACUGUUCAGUAUUUUUUUGUCCUCCACAUAAGUCAGUUAAUGAGUGUGAAACUAUCUGCUAUCUUUGAAACAGGCCAACACAUGCUCCUCAUUCUGUGGUAGCUUUUUUGUAUUCAGACCCUCAUACAGUCUGUUCUCCUUCAAUUGAAGACCUUAUUUUCAGGACUGUAAAGUUACCUCAGAGGUUAGAAUAGUUGCUAAAAAUGGAACAACAUCAAGAAAUGCACAUAGAAUCUUUGUGGGGAAUUGUUUGGAAGAUGGUCACUUGGAAGGCCAAGAAGGAGAUAGGAUAACAUUAAGCUGAAUCUUGUGAAAAUAUUUUGAUUGUGGGAGCACCAAACAUUGCAAUUAGUAGCUUGAGAUGUUGCUUCAUAUUCCAAAGGUUGUGGGUUCAGAUUUUGGCAUGGAAACUGGGUAUCCUGACUCAGACUUUGUUGCUGUUUUUCUCAGUUGCUCCAUACAAACAGUGAGAUAUAGAACAGGAAGUGACCGCAUCCUCGCAAGACCUUUCCAGUUCAACAUCACAAUCAUUCUUUCAUCUGAUGCAUGCAACUGGGAAAAUGUUGCUAAAUAAUGCAAGAAUCCAUCAGUCAGAAUGGGAGGUUCCAUGGAUGACUCGUUUAGGUGCUUAUAUAGUUACAUGUAUGGUGCCAAGCCUUCAGGAACUAAGCUACUUUGUGAAGAGUAAACCUUGAACACCCACUUGGAGUAACAGUUUGCCAUAAUUCAUGACAUAGUUUAAUCAUUUUAUGACCAUCAGUGUCCGUAUCAAGACAAGAUAACAUUUUCAAUCAGUACAAAUGUUAAGAUGAUAGUUCUAAAUUGUUUAAUAAGCAUCAUUGUCCAAAUCAAGACAAGAUAACAUUUUCAGUCAGUAAAGAUAUUCAGAUGCUGCCAGAUGAUCCAUACAUUUUCCUUAUGAUGACAAAUUUAUUCUUAACAUUAAGGUCUGUGUUAAUUUAUAUUUUAUUAAAAGAAAAUGGUAUGAAGUUUCAGCAAAUGUAAAUAAUUUCUUUUAAACGCAGCUUUAUCAAGAUUUGCAUUGUCUUUAAAACUGACAUGUAGUUUAUAGGUAUGAUAAGUUUGUAAUUAGUAUUGCUAUAUAUUUAUUAUUAUUUAGAGUGUGAAAAUUGUAAAGGCCAUAUGAGUAGUUAAGUGAAGAGGAAUUUGAAAAUGUGACAACUUGAUAUAUAUAACUUGCAUAAAGCUGUGAAAGUCAUAUAAUAAGAUGUGAUUUCAAUUGGGCACAUUUUAUGUUAGACAAAUAGUUCAUGGAUAGAUAAUUAAAUAUUAUAAAUCCAAAAUUUAUAUGACUUUUUUAUAUUUAAAAUAUUUUUUGGUGAUUAUUUUGAACAGAGGUGAGUGUUACUGAUGUAUCAUCCAGCUGCAUACGCUUACACUUCAACAAUAACAAAUGUAAUAAUAAUAACAAUAAUAAUAAUAAUAAUAAUACCUUAAUAACUGACAGUGAAUAUAAAUAUGUGCACGCACGUACUCAUUUAAUGUUAAAUACAUGUUUUUUAUUCCUCGUCUUUGUCUGUUUAAACAUUCCAAAGAUGUCACGUUGUUAUGGUAAUGUGUUUUCAAGUUGUGAGAGUGUGCUCUUAUUCUUUGUGUUUCUGUCACCUGACACGUUAUUUAGUAACUAUGAUUUUCUUGUAUCACAUGUUGUGAUCGGUAUGAAGUGAUGUCCGUUAUCCAGUUGUACAGAUGAUGAGAAUAAAUGACCUAAUGUUCAAUUUA